Molecule: messenger RNA, 1105 nt
Organism: Schistocerca cancellata (South American locust)
Lineage: Eukaryota; Metazoa; Arthropoda; Insecta; Orthoptera; Acrididae
Product: piggyBac transposable element-derived protein 3-like
Exons: 2
Coding region: 173-1105 (310 amino acids)
Source: RefSeq, a predicted model, not a curated record
UAUAUUUAGGUUGUUUGCACUGGCACCAGAAUAAUAUUAUCUUUGGUAGGUAGCAUUGAAUGUUGGACUGCAGUCAUUUGUCGUCUUCCUGUGCUGGUGCAAGUUUAGCUAUUAUUUACAGUGAUGCUAUUGUCAUUUUUCAAGAAACAAAAAUACUUAUUUAGAAAUAGUCAUGGAGCCCAAUAAGUUUUAUGGGAAACGUAAGGAAGGUGAAGAAUAUGAAGUUAGAACUAUUCCUGGGUAUGAAUCAGAAGAUUCUGUCUUAAAUUCAGAUAAUGAGGAUGAUAUUGAGAUAGUAGAAAAGUGUCAAGGUGACAUAAUUAUAGGCGAGAGUGAUAAUGAUAGUGCAGAGGACGGUGAUAAUGUUGUACGUGUGAAUAAUAUAAGUGAUAACGAGAAUGCUAGUGAUGAAUUUCAAGUCAAUUAUGAUUGGAGACGUUCUAGCAAUCGUAUUAUUCGUCCUGUUCAACCAUGGAAGUGUUGUCUCCCUUGUGCACCGGAAGAACCUCAUCUACCUAUCACCUAUUUUAGGCAGUUGUUAGAUGAUAAAAUUGUGGAAAAUGCUGUAGAUCAAACCAACUUAUAUGCAAUACAGAAAGACAUUUCUAAACCAAUAAACACUGAUAAAAAUGAGAUUGAACAAUUUUUUGGUUGCCGUAUGUACAUGUCCAUUUAUGGACUUCCAUCAUCUCGUAUGUAUUGGAAAACUACUACUCGGAUUCCAGCUGUUGCUAAUGUAAUGAGCCACAAUAGGUGGGAGCAGCUAAAAUUAGGACUCCAUUUCAAUGAUAACGAAACUAUAGAUCAAGCUGACACAUUGUACAAGAUCAGCCCCUUUCUGGAGCCAUUGGUUGAAAAUUUUCGAAGAAUUCCCAUGAAUGAAAAAUUGUCAGUGGAUGAACAGAUGAUUCCUUGCAAGGGAAGACACACCUUGAAGAAUUAUGUCAAAAAUAAACCUAAAAAAUGGGGUUACAAAGCAUUUGUCUUGUGUGAGUCACAUGGAAUUGCACAUAAUUUAGAGAUAUAUUCAGGGAAAGUGAAACAUGACCCAUCCUUACCUGAUGUAGGUGUUAUUUUGAUAAUUGGUUCACAGGAGUUCGGUUAG